AUGUCCAACCAGCAAGCCACAGAUUACUACGACCCCUCCGCCCCCCGCCACAUCCCCAUCGACGACUGUCUUACCUACGAAGCGGGGUACAGACCCAACCUCCCGGGCCAACGCACCUGGUGGGUCUUCUGCCCCGUCACCGGCCUGUUCCAGAACAGUUACUCCCUCCUCGGCGCCAUGAUCGAGUGCGUCGCCCGCGGCCAGGCCACGCUCACCCCGGCCUGGGACCGCACCUUUGCGGGAGGCAUCUGGUAUGAUUUUGAUUGCAGUGCUGAUCUGUUGGAUGUGCAGGUGCUGAUGGGUGCAGCGAUUAGUGAUAUGCAGAGACGGAUCGAGAGGUAUAUGUAUACGAGUGAUGGGCAGGCUGGGUAUAAGCCUGCGCUUGGGUUUCGGUCGGUUGAAGAGAUGAGAGUAGGGCGAUUGGGGGUUGAUUGA
Aspergillus pseudoviridinutans is the source of this 435-nucleotide messenger RNA. RefSeq lists its product as uncharacterized. NCBI's taxonomy places the organism in Eukaryota, Fungi, Ascomycota, Eurotiomycetes, Eurotiales, Aspergillaceae. Bases 1 to 435 code for a protein of 144 amino acids. The transcript is spliced from 2 exons. The record is from RefSeq and is a predicted model, not a curated record.